UGUAUCUUAAUCAAACGCCUUUACUCAAAUGGCUUCCAUAAAUUCAUUUGAAGUUUCCUUUCCCUGGUUGGUGUCUCAUGGAUCAACUCGUGCGUCUUCAGCAACUUUCGUAGCCACCAUCUUUUGCUUUCUCAUCCUCCAUUACUUGCUAUUCAAGAAACGUUAUAGCCGGUUCCUUAGUAACUUGCCGGUUUUCCGUAUGCUCCCCGGUCUGCUCAUGACGCUCAACCAGAUACAUGACUUCACCGUUAAGAUUCUUGGAUUCUCUGGCAUGACCUUUCUUUUCAAGGGACCUCCCUUCGCUGGCAUGGAUAUGUUGCUCACGGCUGAUCCAGACAACAUUCAUCAUAUAAUGAGCUCAAACUUCUCAAACUACAUCAAAGGACCGGGGUUACAAGAGAUUUUCGAUGUGUACGGAGACAAUAUAUUCACCACGGAUUCAGAGAUGUGGAAGAACCUGAGGAAGUGUAGUCAAUCCAUGCUCCAUCACCAAGAUUUUCAAAGGUUUUCGAUGAGUACCAUGACGAGUAAGCUCAAGGACGGACUUGUUCCUCUUCUCAAUCAUUUUGCUGAGGAAGGAACGAGUGUGGACUUGCAAGAUGUGUUUGGGAGGCUCACUUUCGAUAUAACGUUAAUCCUUAUAACCGGUUCUGAUCCUAGAUCUCUCUCCAUUGAGAUGCAUGAGGAUGAGUUAGCCAAGGCUCUCGACGAUGCUGGAAAAGGGAUUUUGAGUAGGCAUUUUAAACCGAGAUUCUUGUGGAAGCUGCAGAACUGGAUGGGGUUGGGGCAAGAGAAGAAGAUGAGUCAAGCUAACGCAACUUUUGACCGUGUCUGCUCCAAAUACAUAUCAGCCAAGAGAGAAGAGAUCACCAGAUCACAAAGGAUUCUCAAUGGAGAAGGUGAGGAUCUGUUAACUUCCUUCAUGAAGCUAGAUACAACCAAGUACAAGCUCUUGAACCCGAGUGAUGAUAAGUUCCUUAGAGACACUAUCAUAGCCUUCAUUGUAGCGGGGAGAGACACACUCGCCUUCACUCUCUCUUGGUUCUUCUGGCUUCUCUCUGAUAAUCCACAAGUGCUAGUCAAGAUUCGCCAAGAGAUCAUGGAUCUAACAAGAACCGGAAAUGGGCAAGAGAAUCUGGACAAGUUGGUGUAUUUACAAGGUGCCUUGUUUGAAGCAAUGAGACUCUAUCCACCAGUUUCCUUCGGGCGCAAGUCUCCUGUCAAAUCAGAUGUGCUUCCAAGUGGUCAUAAGGUCGAUGUAAACUCUAAGAUUAUUAUAUGUCUUUAUGCAUUAGGGAGGAUGAGAGCGGUCUGGGGAAAAGACGCAUUGCAGUUCAAGCCAGAGAGAUGGAUUACUGAGAAUGGAGGGGUAAAACAUGAGCCUUCCUCCAAGUUUCUAGCGUUUAAUACCGGUCCAAGAACUUGUCUAGGUAAGCAUUUAGCUAUCCCUCAGAUGAAGAUGGUGGUCGUGGAGAUAUUACAAAAGUACGACUUUGAGGUUAUCAAAGGGCAGAAGAUUGACAUGGACUUAGAGUCACAGUUGCUAAGAGAUGUUAAAUUUGAAAUUAAUGAUUUAUGA
Messenger RNA from Raphanus sativus (radish), 1579 nucleotides. RefSeq names its product alkane hydroxylase MAH1-like. Gene Ontology annotation, molecular function: heme binding; iron ion binding; oxidoreductase activity, acting on paired donors, with incorporation or reduction of molecular oxygen. The transcript is spliced from 2 exons. NCBI's taxonomy places the organism in Eukaryota, Viridiplantae, Streptophyta, Magnoliopsida, Brassicales, Brassicaceae. The coding region runs from base 29 to 1579 and encodes 516 amino acids. The record is from RefSeq and is a predicted model, not a curated record.